Messenger RNA from Leptopilina boulardi, 1219 nucleotides. RefSeq names its product lactosylceramide 1,3-N-acetyl-beta-D-glucosaminyltransferase-like. Lineage: Eukaryota; Metazoa; Arthropoda; Insecta; Hymenoptera; Figitidae. Bases 38 to 1030 code for a protein of 330 amino acids. Gene Ontology annotation, molecular function: hexosyltransferase activity. The record is from RefSeq and is a predicted model, not a curated record. The transcript is spliced from 2 exons. Gene Ontology annotation, cellular component: membrane.
GCUGGAAUAAGUAUUGUGAAACGUUUUUUUGAUCAUUAUGAUCAUUAAGAGAGGGCUGCCUAUUAGAUGUUACUUUACCUUUGUAUUCGCUCUCGCCUUUAUGGGAUGCGCUUUCUUCUGGUUUAUCAGUACUUAUCAAAUUUCAAUUAAACCGUUAUUUAAAAUAAAUGAAAUUUUAAUUGGCGAUAAAGGUAGACUUAUUGAUUUGGAAAAUUUUACAUUUAUUUUAAAUCAUGAUAUGUGUAAAAAAACUCAACCUUUUCUAUUAAUAAUGGUUCAUACUGCUCCAAAAAAUUUGGAAAAAAGGAAUGCUAUUCGCGAAACCUGGGGUCAAGUAUCAUCAUCUGUAAUUACUGUUUUUCUUGUUGGCUGGUCUGAAAAAGAUCAAAUAAACAUUUUAACGGAAAAUUUUAAAUAUGGUGACAUAAUUCAAGGAAAUUUUGUUGAUUCUUAUAGAAAUUUGACUUACAAGCACGUCAUGGCUCUAAAAUGGUUCACAUAUUAUUGUUCUAAUGCCAAAUACAUACUAAAAUUGGAUGAUGAUGUAUUCGUGAAUAUUGCUGCAGUAUUGGAUUACUUGAAUUAUUUGCCUCCUUUGGUAACUAGAAGUUUUAUAAUUUGUAAUCCUCAAAUAAGAAUGCCAGUAUUAAGAGGCAAUAGUACAAAAUGGGGAGUAUCAUUUAAAGAAUAUCCAGCAAGUUAUUAUCCAAAAUAUUGCUCAGGCUGGGCUGUUUUUUACUCUCCUGAUUCAGCGAUUUUAUUAUAUCGUCAAGCUCAAAACGAAUCUUAUUUUUGGAUAGAUGAUGUGCAUGUUACUGGAACCAUAGCUUCAAAAGUUAAUGUAACUAUAUUGUCAUUUAGGUCACUUAUGUUGUCAUUUGAGGAGCAAAAUUAUAUUCUACAUAAUUCUACUUGUUUUAAAAAAUUUUUAUUUGGGUCUUUAAAUUUGCAACCAAACGUAGUGAGAUCUCUUCACAGUAUUGUUUCUCGUUGUUCAGUAAUGAGUGAUCACAAAUUUGUAAAAAUAUAAAUUAAACUGUAAUUAUUACGUAAUUUUAAAAAUUAGCACAAAGUUUGGAAAUCUUUCAUUAACUUUUUCCAAGAUUCCACAAUCAAUGUCUGCGCACGCGCACAAAAUAAAGUUUGUGGAAUCUUGGAAAAAGUUAAUGAAAAAUUUCCAAACUUUUGAAAUUGUUCUAAUAAUAGAUAGAAAACAAAA